CUUUUACUGGAAGUGAGUAAGAUUCCUGCAGAUGUACAGGCUAAAGGUGGUCCUCUUAGUAUCAGUGGAGAGGUAGCUCAUGCCUUCAAUCUCAGUGGACUGAGGGAAGUGUGUAUUAGGAGAGUGGAUAAAGAUGAAGUGACACUUGAUUUGGUUGAAUUCAGAUUUAAAAUUGAUAAAGGAGUGUACAUAUCAAGGAAGCUAUUGUUUGCUGGUAUGCUGUUGAGAGUCAGUGGAUUGUGGACUAAAGGGGAAACUGUCAAGUGUGGAGUGCAUGGUGACUGGCUCUACCAGUGUGAGAGAUUGUGUUUAGAUCAGCCUCAUUGCAAUUCUUCCUAUUCAUGCAAGUCAGUUCAGAGAUAUGGGAGUUUGAUCCCAAUGGUGAUACUUACUUUGAUGAAGCAGUUGAUGGUUUUUGAAGGUUCUCUUCUCCAUUUGGAAGGUGUGAUUCCAUUUAUAAACUCCGUAAAAGGUGUGAGACCAUUGAUUGAGAGUUACAGGACUCACAACAGUUCAAGGACUUCUACCAGUUUACGUUUAAUUUUGCCAAAAACUCAGGCUGAAAGGACUAGGCUAGUGACAUAA
This is a messenger RNA of Amphimedon queenslandica, 585 nucleotides long. RefSeq lists its product as uncharacterized. NCBI's taxonomy places the organism in Eukaryota, Metazoa, Porifera, Demospongiae, Haplosclerida, Niphatidae. The coding region runs from base 217 to 585 and encodes 122 amino acids. The record is from RefSeq and is a predicted model, not a curated record. The transcript is spliced from 6 exons.